CUUGUGAGUCAGCUAAAACAGAAGGAAUCCUUUUUAAAAGUCCCGGGGGAUAUAAUGACUUCCUUGAGAGCUGGAAGCUGGGGAAAACCAUUGGAUGCAUUAACAUCAUGUAUCUGGGUCAAAUUUAAAGAUUCUUCUCGAGAUCUUGAUUGUGUUUUCAGCAAUCGAGAUUUAGACUUGGAAAUGCUCCGAUAUGGAAAGGAUCUUCGAUUUUUUGGCGGAAGAUUCAAAUUAAGGUAAUGGAACCUAUUUAUUGUAGUCUUAACUAUUUAUACUGCUGUCAGUUGCAGGUCGACAAGUCAUUUACUCUCGCUUUCUUACCCUCGGACGUACAAGGGAAGAGGGUGGUUUCCACCCCCCCCGCCCCUCCCCCGCCGGGGUUCUUCUAAGUUUCUUCCUAGACGAUUGAACAUCAGCACCUGAAGUUUUCAGUAGCUGUUCGUUUAUCCCUCGCACGCAUUUUUAGACACGUUUAGUGGUGGUCAGUUACUAUGGUUUCGAUAUGUGCCGUAGCAGGUGGUCAAGCCAUUUUUGAGUCAAAAUGCAUGUUUUCUCAACUUCGUUCAACAAUAAAAGUAAAGAGUGUGGAUAAAAUGAUGCAAAAUGCCUGUUUAUAUGUUAUUUUACUUGUCAAGCACAAAAAUUACCAUUUCUUGCCGUUUUACUUGAUUUCUAAUACCUGGUAAAAUCCAAGAAGGUGACCAUUGUUGGUGACGUCACAGGCCUCCAGCAGCGCCACCACCCAUAAAAUAUACCUCAUCUUGAUGAGAAGAUCAAAGGCUUUCCACUGAAGGUAAAAUCGUUUCGAAAUACUGCAACAUAUCAAAAACUCUAGGGAUGGGUUCUAUCAACCCUUUGGUACCACGGUGGGGGUAUGAAUUUGCGUGUACGUUCGAGCGUUAAUUUUCGCUACGAUCCUGAACGGUUGUUAAUUGUUAGUUUAUAUCAAUUCUUGGUUUUCACUCACGUGAGAAAGCAGAAAUAAAAAUGGAAACCUUUUAAUACAGAAAGUCUAGAAUCUGGGAAAUGAAAGAAGAUAAAUAUACAAAAAGCCUUGCCAAGAGUCAGGUCUAUGCAAUAGUUCAUAUGCGAGAUAUUCGGAAAAACGUUUUACCCAAAUUUAUAAAGCUUUGUAUGGAGACGCCAUGUUUGUGUCCCUUUCAGGGGCACAAAUAUGGCCGCCGGAAACCAACAGAAACAUCUGUUUUUGAGUUUUCCUACUUAUGCGUGAAUUCUUCGCUUGAGGAACUCAUAAAGAUUAAAGCAAUAUUUAUUCUAAGACAAGGAAUGUUUAGAUAGCAAAAUCUCCAAAAAUCCGUAAUGUUUUUAACCCACAUAAGAGCUUUCCCGGCCGCCAGCUAAAUGCCGCGUCACGCAAAAGCCUGGAAAUUCAAGCGUCCUGUAUCGCAAAACAAAGAACCCUUUUGAACCGAAAAUUGGUUUGUAUAAAGGUUUUCAGGUGCUCUAAUAUCACAUAAAAGUAGAAACUCAGAAGAAGCGAUAAUUUCUUAGUUUGAAUUUUGGUGACGUCAUGUGGGCACCCAACGUCAAUUUUCGGAAAAUAUUUGUUCGGAAGACGAUCUGAGGUCUAGAAUUUUCGGAGCAUUUAUUGUAAAAUUUAUUGCUUGCCUGCCUCUCCUAGGAUUUUCGAACAUCUAAAAAAUGGUGUGAUUGCCCAUUUUUAACAGAUUUUUACCCUAAGCUGAGGUCAGCUAGAAUUGUCGGGAGCCUUUUUUCUGGCUGAAAUUUUCGAAAAGGUAAGUUUCGAUCCCUAUAAUUUUCGGAUCACUAGACUUUAGCUAGGAAAUCCGAACAGAUGAAAAAUUUUUAGGGGAUAACAACAUGCCUAUAUCUACCGUUUAAAUACUAAAAUACGUUUAUCAAUGCUAUGUUUAAGUGGUUUUGAACUAUAUUCUCGUUGGGUGCCCCUGAUCACUGGCUUUCUAGAGAAGCUUUCUUUAAGAGUGUGUGACCUUCUUUCUAGGAUCUCAAAACUUAACAUCCAUUUCAUAAACAUAACAUUUUACUAUAGAAUACUCACACCAUUUUGGUUAAUACAGUCGAACCUCCACUAUCGGCCAGCUCUCCACCGCGGCCACUUUUUUUUCUUCCGGUUUACAGUCCAUACAUUAUUGCCUCAUGCUUAAACCUCUCUACAACGGCCACCUCUCUACACGCGGCAACGGCCACUAGCCGAGCGUAGUCCCCAAAUGCCAAAAUUAACCACCUCUCUACAACGGCCAGCGUCUUAUGGAAAAUCAAGAACGGUCAUGAAAUUUGAUCCGUUUGGUGGGUUGUUGAUCAAUCGCGGCAAUAGUAUUUUGAUUGUGUUCAAUUUAUACUGCUGCAGUAAGCAUAAACUAUCUGCGAUACUUAUUGCGAAUGUUGCGAAUCUUGCUCGAUUUGUCACUCUUACAUUUUGAUUCAAAACAUUAUUCAAGUUUUCUUGUGUAUAUUAUCUCUAUAUAUGAUAUAUGAUUGGACUACCAUUAUGGGAUACAGUAAGCAUGAACUUAGCAACAAUAAACAUGUUGUACUUCCUGAAACAAAAUUUGUCAUAUUACACCACUACGUACUUCCACAUAACAGCCACCUCUCCUCUCCACUUUCUUCUGUACCCAAAGUGGCAGAAGAGGAGCCGUUCGACUGUACUAUUAUCCUUCUUUACCUGGUAUUGACUUAAGGCCGGCGUGGAAGGAUCACUCUUAGUUUUAAGCCUUGGUCCCUGACUCAAGUCAACAGCAAGACCCAACACACUCGUUAAAGUCGUCCAUAACAAGUUCUGAUAGCGUACUCUUUGACCUGCCACAUUACCAGGAGUCUCAAGUGUUGGAAAAACUGAAAACGCGACUGCGCCCGCCUGGAUACGAGCCAGCUCUUCGACAACUUGUUAAAACUUUUAAAGUUUAUGAACAUGCGCACAAAGAUCUUAAUGAGCCUCCCUUCACUGAAAAAAGCUGCACUGGCUGUACUCUGCUCCAGAGGUCCUUUCUCGAAACACCUAGGAAGAAAUAACCGUGUGCUCAGUUUGAUAAAGCUCCAUAGACGUUUUUUUUUUCCUUUUUCUCUCCUUCCCUCCCUCAACGUCUCGCGCGUCGCUGUCGCCGCUUCGCCGCGAACUAUCAGGAAUUAAUUAUUAGGAAGAAAUAAAAUAAAACAUCCGGUAACCUGGGCUUACAGGCUGCAUCUCCCGUCUAAGACAUUUCUACAAUAAAAGUACCUUUCACUUGUUUAACAAUACUAACGGUUCGAGACCAUUACGAUCGAACCUACCUUGUCCGGGGGGGUACUUCCUUAUAAGAGGCUAAUGGGAAUGUGACGCUGGAUGGGGUCGCAUUUUCACGACUGAAUUGACUAUAAUGGGAUCGCAUUUUCAAUAGAGUAACUAGAAUGGGGUCGCACAUUUUCUGAUUUUUAGGGUAAGAGAAUUCUUCAUAUUUACGGUUAGCAAACGUACCAGAAUGUUUGUACUGUGGGUGAAAAGUAAAGUGUUCUUCAUUCAGUAUAUAGUGAUACAUAAAUAGAAAGUGACUAAGUCGGGAUCGCGAAAAUUGCAUAUUUGCCCAAAAGUGACUAAGAUGGGGUCUAUAAUUGGCCACAGAAUAGACUGUAAUGGGGUAGGGGCUCUGAGAGGCAAGCGGCACAUACCCAGCAAAGUUAACCCAAGUACACCCCGGGCUACCUUGAGCGUCCACCCAAAAUGCGAUGAGACUUGAGAGGUUAUGUAGUCUACGAUUAUCGAACCAUAGGGGGUCUCUUCGUAGAGACUUCCCUAGACACAUUGAAUACUGUAACCUUCCGCUUAUAGAUCCCCCGCAACGACUUUACUUAUAAGCCCCCCUGCAGUUAUAAGCCCAUCUACCUGUAAGACCCCCCCCCCAUAUUUGCCCCCUUCUACCUUGUAUUAAAAUAAAUUUACGACUUUUUGAAGCUUAAAAAGGCGAGUAACUUCAAAACAUAUUUUGAUCUGAACUGCCAUGUAGUUUUUUUUUUCAGUCCAGUUAUAACCCCCCCCCCCUGAUAUAAGCCCCUAGGAAGGCUUUUCUAGUUUCUUGCCUAAGAAUCCACACGCUUUUUUUACAUUUUCAAAUGGCUCUUCCUAUACAAUAAGCUGUUCCGCAGCUUAAUUAGUACUUAUACUGUUAUAUGGGUUGGUUUUUACUUGCCUUUCUGUAUUCUAGGUUAUUUAUUUCUCUAUAUCAGUCACGUUUGUGCAUUCUAAUUGGCAUUGGACACAUCAUUUGCAACUUACAAUGUCUUUCAGAUCUUAACGCUAUCACAAUUUGGAUUCGAGGUUGAAACGUUUGGAAAUCGGCUUCAAUCUAUCCGAAUAUGGCAAUGAAAGCAGUUUCUUUGAAAGUAAAGAGUCUCAAUAAAUGCAUAAAAAGAAGGAAUCUUUUUCGGUGGCUUCAUCACAGUAAAUUUGAUAUAAUUUUUUAGGGCCGGCCAGGGUUUUUGGGUAUACGGUAUACAGGGGCUUUUUAAAUCGGGUAUACGGUAUAUUGCAGCUUAAAUACGGGUAUUCGUUACAUUACUUUCUUUGAAUUUCAGGUAUAAAGUAUACCUGGGUAUAAUUUUGGGUAUAUUUGGAUGAAUUUUGGGUAUUUUUGGGUAUUUUGGCGAAUUUUUUUCGGGUAUACUGGUAUACCACUACCCCCCCUGGCCGACUCUGAUUUUUCGGCAAGAAACAUAUGCUGAUUCCGGUUCAGAGGUCGUUUGGCGUGCACAGUAGGGAGGUGAAAUACUGUUCGCUCAUGGCUCCAAACACAGUAAAGGUGUGAUGAUUCUUUUUUAAACAGUACUCUUUAAAAGUCGAUGUCCUAAAAACAACCGCAGACAAAAACGACCGCUUUCUUUCACAAACGUAAAUAUCAACCAAGACGAACUAUGUUUGGUCAGUAUUUACGCUCCAAGUGACCAAACCGAGCAAGUAGACUUUUUUGCAACGAUUCUUGAACAGAUUCGUCACAAUUUAUCCAGCAAGAUCUUAGUAGGUAUUUGGUGACUUUAAUAAAGUCGGAGGCAAAGACAUUCUCCAUAGGAAAAGAGCAAUCCAAUCGAUCCAAGAUCCUUUGCAUUAACUUUAAUCUAGUCGACGCUUGGCGAUUUCAACACCACAAUGAGAAACGCUUUUCCUGGGCAAAUUCUUCGGGUAAGAUUAAAUGUCGACUAGAUUUUUGGUUAAUUUCGAAACAAUUACUGUGCCGUGUUAUUAAAACUGGCAAUACGCCUACUGUGAUUCGGAUCACUCCCCCGUCACCAUAUGAACUGGUCCAGAAGAAAAGCAAGGACAAAGAGGGCCAGGUUUUUCAAAGAUCAACAACUCUUUGCUUGAAUACGAAGAAUUUGUUUUAAGAAAAAAUGAAGUUUAUUAUUUUCAACGCCAAGGAGAAAUACAAAGAUGUUACUGACGCUACGAUCUUUUGGGGAAUGGUGAAAAUGGAGAUUAGCCUAGGAUUUUCUCUAUUCAAUUCGUCAAAAAAAAGUGCCAGGGACAAAAUAAAUACGGAGCUGGAACUUCUUCGAAAACUUGAGAAUCUGAAUGCUAAAAUUGAUGGAUCUCCAAAUGACAAUCACCUCGUCAGCGAAUCACGAAGGCUAAAAAUAAAAUUAGACCAAAUUGCUAAACAAAAAACUAAAAGUUCCAUUGUCCGAAGCUGUCGGUGGUAUGAAUCGAGUGAAAAAUGUAAUACAAUGCUUUUUCAAUCUUGCGAAAACAAGCUAUAGCAAAAAGCAUAUGACAAAAUUGAAACAUGCUGAAGGUUCGGUCACGGUGGAUCCAAAACUAAUUUUAGGUGAAAUGAGACACUUUCAUCAACAACUCUAUUCCUCGCAAGGCCACAGUACACCUGCUGUCCUUUCCAACUUUCUCAAACUUGCAUCGUUGCCAAAGCUAGGUAGUCUAAGCAAGGCUUCUGUGAGGGUCUGAUUACACGAGGAAGAAUGUUUAUUUGUCCUGAAAUCAUUUCAACGUAAUACGACCCCUGGAACGGAUGUUUUUUUGAGCGAAGUUCUAUCUUUGUUUCUGGAAUGAGAUCUCCAACCUCCAACUUUUUUUUGGACUCUUUCAAUCAUGGGGCGCUUUUUGGGAGAGCUCUCCAUCUCCCAAGACAAGGAAUCAUUUCUUUGAUUCCACAAACGAAUAUCCUCUACGUCUUGAAAACUGGCGGCCUAUCUCUCUCUUCAGAAACACAGAUUACAAACUUACAACGAAAUGUAUCGCAAAACGGAUCGAAAACGUUCUUCCCCAUCUCAUAGGAAUCGAAGAGACCAAGCAGGUUACAUCAAGGGUAGAUUUAAAGGCGAAAACAUCCAUCUAUUUUCUGACAUUAUCAAACAAAACGGAAAAGAAGAAGGAAUGAUUCUUUUUUUAGAUUCUGAGAAGUCUUUGGACUCCCCGGAAUGGGAGUACCUCUUCGAGGUUCUAGACGCAACGAAUUUUGGCCCAAAUAUAUUUCGGCAACUAGAUCCGUACAUUCUAUCAUAACAUCACGAGCCACGUUGUAAGAAUGGUUACGCUUCAAAUUUCUUUUUGCUACAAAGAGGGUUGAGGCAAGGAUACCCUCUCUCAGGUUUACUUUUCGAUGUUGGUGUGGAACCUCUUGCUAAUCAGAUCUGAAUGUCGAACAAUUCGAUCAAAGGACUCAGAAUGGGAAUAAGGUGACUAUUCUUAGUUUACAUGCUGAUGAUACCACCGCCUUUAUUCACGACGAGUCCUGUGCUAUAAUCCUACUCUCUCUGCUCGAAACUUUAGCACCUUUUCCUUGCUGAAGGUAAACAAAACAGAAACCGAAGGGCUGUGGCUAGGAUCAUGAAAAGGUAGAAUGAUAGCGCAAUUGUUAAUGUUCGUACUUACUGAAAGGGCAUUUGUCAGCCCCAGCCACAGACAUGAUAUCGACGCCUGUUGUCGAAUCCAUGACAUAGAACGCACAGUCAUGCGCUCGGGUACAUAAGCCACGAAGUUCCUCCGAGUAUUGCCGAUAUCUGCGCAACUCUUCUUGAUCACGGAGGGGGGGUUUGCUACUCCACAAUCUUUUUGUAUACCCUUCCCCAUUUUCAAGUUUCCAGCGUACAAUCAAAGGCCACGCGAUUAGACGCUUUGUGUGCAGACGGAGCCACCACAACGCGGUUGGGUCAGUAAUUUUUCCGCUUAGUUAUUUUCUCUUCCGGUUCUUGUUGUGUUGAAUAGGUGUGGGAGGGUCGUGUAUCAAUCUAUUCCAGGAAGUGGGAGAGCCAAAUUUGUUUUUUACGAAAAUGCCCCGGCCCAUCCCCCAAAUGUACCUUCCCUUCCUUUUCGCCACUUAGGUGCUGUUUUGUCAGACACUCUUUUUCCACUUUUUUUGUCUUUGCAAAAGAACAAGAUAACAACAACAACAAUAACAACAACAACGGUACAUUGUACGUAACGGGCUGAUUAUCAUAACGCAAAAACUGAAUGACAUUUUCAUCUCCCUGAUUCGUGAUUCGUUGUCUUUUUGGUCUGUGAACCGUUCCAGAAACUCCUUUUACGACCCUUUUACGAAAUUACGGGGUUAGUUGUAGGUUUUACAAGAAUUCCAAGGCUUCGAAAAAGCUGAGAACUAGACGUUGCGAAUUCGAAAUAAUUGCUUCAGAAAAUAUACCUUUUGUCUUUCAUCAACGGGAAAAAUUCGAGUAAAAAAAUCAGUUGAGAAAAAUCAGUUGAGUGAGUGUGUAAUCAUUGCAGGAAAAAACAAACAUAAAUUAAUUUUCCCGUGUGGUCAAUAAAGAUUUUUACAUAGACAAGGAAACUCAAAAAUGCCAAUAAAUUUCUGACUUAAUGGAAAUAAAAAUCAUUCAAAAGAAUGAAGAAACAUUUGCAGCAUCUAAAUUAUCGUUAACAUGUGUACAUUAUCAUUUUCAACAGAGGUUAUUAGUAUUGUUUGAAGAAAGAUCAUCAUUAUAUUGUUAUUAGUGUUGGAAAUAAACGUCAUGUUCCAUUGUACAUUCCGUUUGCCCCCCAAAUUUUGCAUAAACCACUAUUUCAAAUGCUCCUGGGAGUACUGCAUUUUCCCAAGAACAUUUGAAAACAAUAACUUAUAAUUAUGCAAAAUUUGGGGGGCAAACAGAGUGAAUUAUGGGGAAUUCGAAAAUAGUCAAUAUGCUCGCUUUCUCGAUAUCGUGGAGUUUUGAGUUGCCUGGACCCCUAAAAAACCUUUUGAUGCUAUUGCCUUCGUUAUUUUUAUUUAUCUUCCUGUCUCCCGAUUACAUUGACUGCACAUUUAUUGUACGUAUCUAACACGAAUGAAUGAAAGCGUGCCUCAAAAAAGCAAUAUUGUAAAGAUGAUGCUCAUGAAAAUCCAAUAAUUGCUUUUGAUAUUCACACAAGGAAAAAGAAACUUCAUUCGCACUAAAGAAUGUUGUUUGGCCUUAGUGACUGUUCUUUAUAAUGCAAAAAUCUUUAAUGACACGUUCUAUCCUUCGGAUAGACCGUCUGAAGAUCGUCUCCAGGACAAAAGUCGAGUAAAAAAACUAAUAAACCAAAAAUUUGUUUGAGAAUGUAAAUUUAGCCUUCGACAAAAAUUGCUUUUUGGUCUGAUUCGGUUGAUUGGUUCGACGCAUCCUAAGUUCGACGUCUAACCCAACAGAUGAUCUUAGCUUAAUUUAGGUCGACCCAAAUUGGAGUUUGGUUCGUCUCGUGAAAAGUUCGACGUUUGGCCUAGGCCUAUUCGCCAUUUAAUAAAAACUUUUAUCCCGGUAUAAUGAAGAGCAAAACAAACUUUUAGUUUUGAUCAUUUCAACAGUGCUUCUUCCGGUGAAUACGUUCAUUUUAACGAGUGGAGCCACUACUGCUCAACAAUGGAACCAGGGGAAUUGAAGGUGUAUAUAAAUGGAACAUUGGCGGGUAAAUUCCAACUGCAAGGUGAUUUGCUUCUCUUGUGAAAAAGUCUUUACUUUAAACAAUCGACAUAUUUUUAUGAUAAUGCAGAAGGAGGAUGAUAAUGAUAAUCAUAAAGAUAAUCAUGAUAAUCAUAACUAUAACAAAAUUGUCAAAUCUGAUUGGCUCUCAACUGCCCUGAUUUCAGCCUUAAUUGGACAGUUUAAUAGGACAGUACGCGUCAUGCCUAAGUAAUUGGACAGUACGCGCCAUCACGCGCGCGCUUAAAUGGCUUUUUUUUUUCACUGCUAGCAAAACAGGAUUUCGAAUUUCUUGUGUUUUGGUUUAAAAAUAGCCUAUUGUAUCACAAAUUUUGUUAAAGUUAUGAUUAAUUGGUAACAGAACUACGCGGUCGUCCGAUUUUGUUAAUCACUCGUAUGAUUACAGACCGAAUUGGACUCCACUCAGUCCUGUUACCAUUACUAAUUUUGAAGGAUGCAUUAUCAAAUUAUCAGUCCCAAGUGAUUGUAAAUGCUUUUACGCUUGAUCAUUAUUAAUAAUCGUUGUGAGAUCGAAAAUCCACUCAUGCAAAGUCUACCUUUACUGCUUUGCUAUUGGUAGAGACAUAUAAGAAAAAGUGUCAGUUGCUGUUGUUGUUUACACAGGUGCAAUAGGUGUCGAGGGCAAUUUGGUAUAUGGGCAAUGUUACGAACAUUUUCUGGAUUCAAAGUGGGGCAGCUUCAUCGGAGAAAUGGCAGGCAUCAAUGUUUGGGAUCGCGUGCUGAGUGAACAAGAGAUCUCCGAACUAUCCAAGUCAUGUUCUGCCGGGACGGGCAACAUUGUUAGCAUGGUUGAUUUGCAGGUGAUGGGAGGAGUGCAAAUGCAGAAAAUCCCUGUGUUUUGUUAAACUGUGUAAACUGGCCAUCAUUUUGUCAAUGAUUACUAUAGCGGCAAUUUAGCAAUCAUAAAAAGCAAUUUACUGUAGAAAAUAGUGACUUGGCGUAGUGCUUUUUAACUUGAUUAGCAACAAGCUAACCGUAUGAAGCUCCGUUCAAGAACCUACAUUAAAUUAUUGGACAAAAGGCUUUAUAGUAAAACUGUCUCGCUACACCUCACGAAACAAGGAAAAUCGGAUGGCACGAAACAUUGCAAGAUUGCUGUAUAACUAAAUACAAAAUGGCUCUAUUGAAAAAAUAAAUGACGUUUCUUUGGCAUUAUUUUUAUCAACUUUUUAGCCAAUGUUACUUUCCAGGUAGCCUGCAAACGCAGACGUAUUUCUCUGCUUAAAUCUAAACAAUGUUAAAUUCACUCAAAAUGCAGGUGCGCUGCAACUAACUAUAAAAAUUGCCGCGAAUCUCAUGCAUGAUCUUUGAGGCUUUUAUUGGACUAUCUGAAAUAUCUUCUUCGCAUGCAAAGAAACAUCAUUCGUGAUUCUUAAUGGACAAUCCAAUCAAGACGUUCGAUUUCGUCUCAUACAACCCUUAAGCUUGUUUUCUUGGUUUUUGGUUCAAUGUAGCAAAGGUCUUGGUGCAUUUCAUACGAAUAAACUCAAUAUUGUUGGGGAUGUAAUGAAAAUUCAGGUUUUAAAGACUUGGAUGUAAAUCGUGGUUCGUCGGUUCGUGUUGUUACUGGUUGCAAGCAAUCAGAAUAAAGAAG
Messenger RNA from Porites lobata, 10492 nucleotides. The record is from the annotation of a GenBank genome assembly. Lineage: Eukaryota; Metazoa; Cnidaria; Anthozoa; Scleractinia; Poritidae.